This is a messenger RNA of Olea europaea var. sylvestris, 1401 nucleotides long. RefSeq lists its product as uncharacterized. The record is from RefSeq and is a predicted model, not a curated record. Lineage: Eukaryota; Viridiplantae; Streptophyta; Magnoliopsida; Lamiales; Oleaceae. The transcript is spliced from 8 exons. The coding region runs from base 87 to 986 and encodes 299 amino acids.
ACUUAUUUCUUAAAUCCCGCUUUAUCCUCUAAAAUAGCACCACCACUAUCCGCCGCUCCGACAUUUCUCCUCCAUGAAUAGAAAAAAUGAAUCUCCUCAAAAUCAAGCUUAACCACCACCGUUUCAACCACCGCCACCAGCUUUGUCAAAAUUCCCAAAUUACCCCUAAUCUCUCACCCCAUUUCUUGUUCCACCCAUCUCAAAAACAAAAAUCCAAUUUUUCGGUAUCCUAUACUCCAUUAAUUUAUUCUUUUACUAAAUAUGCAAAAGCCUCAGCUAUUCAUUCUAAAACCCCAUUUUUUGCUAACGAGAAACUUGAAGAAGAAGAGGAAUCUAAAGACUUUGAAGAAUACUUAGCCGAAGAUGGAGAGGUUUAUCAGAAGACGUUAAGGCUGGUGGAGUGUGCGAUGUUCUCUGCUGUUUCUGGGCUGGCAUUUCUUUUGAGUAACUCUCUUGCCAUUGAGAAAUAUUUCGCUUGCUUCUUUGCAUUGCCUAUAGUGUUAUCUAGUAUGAGAUGGGGCAUUGCAGCUGGAAGGAAAACUAUGGUGGCAACUGCUGUAUUACUUUUUGUCUUAUCUGGUCCAGUGAAAGCGAUAACCUAUCUGUUAUUGCAUGGUUUGCUUGGUUUUGCUAUGGGUACUUCUUGGAGGUCGCAAGCAAGUUGGAGUACCUCAGUUUUCUUAUGCUCAUUUGUUCGAGCUGUAGGAGCCAUCGGGUAUGUUCUGAUCUCCUCAUUUUUAAUAGGAGAAAACAUCCUUAAUUUGAUUACCAUCAACAUCCAUGCUUUACUCACAUAUAUGCUCACAUCCUUCGGCUUUAAUGCAAUUCCAUCAAUGAAUUUGAUAUAUUUCAUCUUCGGCUUCCUGCUUCUGCUCAACUGUGCUUUCUUCGUGUUCUUGCUGCAUCUUUUAUAUGCCGUAUUUUUUACAAGACUCGGGAUGAAGGAUUCACUGAAACUACCAAAAUGGCUGGCGGCUGCAAUAUAACCAUACAACAAACCAUGUCACAGAAAUCAUUUGUUGUGUAUAUCACACCAUACUAAGAGGGAUACUAUAAUUGGGAGACCAGUUGAUCGAUUGUUAUCGAGCCAUUGCUCAGUUAAGUUACAUUACAUCUGUGUCAGCUCGCAAUUUUUUACUGAAAGACGCAAGCACCUUCACAAGCUGCAAGAAUUUGCUGGCGUUAUGAUUUAUGUUCAUCUUGAUGGUAAAUUUACAGAUCACUUUUCCAAUUUGAAGAUACCUUUUCAUGGGGCAGAGUUUAGGUAAUUCAUGUUUACAAACGAGCACUAAAAGUCUUGUUACAUUUUACACCCUUCAAAACUGAAGUUUACAGGAUUAUAUGUUUCCUAUCACAUGUAAUAUUACUGAACCAAUCUUCUCAUAGAAGUAACUUCGUUCA